CAGUUGCAGACAUCAGCCAACUUUCCAUAAAAAAAUCAUCCCCAUAUAAAUACGCAUAUAGAUAUGUAUAACGUGACUCUUCGCCGACUCGAUUCAUUCUUUUUUCCCAUUGCUUUCCCCUCCAAUUCAACCCCUCUGUACAUUCAAUAAUCCUCAUUUCUUCUACAUACACACACCCCGAUACACACACAACCGCUUUCCAACUGUUCCACCGCACCAGGGAUGUUGUUGUUGAUAGGUUGAGCUAGUGUGUGUAUUGGAGAGUUUAUAUGGAAGAGCCUGGACAGUUGAAACAGGCUUUUAUUAAUGCUACUGCUGGUGCUGCUUCUGGUGCUGUUUCGAGGACCGUUACGUCUCCUUUAGAUGUUAUCAAGAUUAGAUUCCAGGUUCAGCUGGAGCCCACCUCUUCAUGGGCCUUGCUCCGUAAACAAUUGCAUGGGACAUCAAAAUAUACUGGAAUGUUGCAGGCAACAAAAGAUAUAUACAGAGAGGAAGGCCUUCCUGGAUUUUGGCGCGGUAAUGUCCCAGCACUUCUCAUGGUUAUGCCAUAUACAGCCAUACAAUUUACAGUUUUACACAAGUUGAAAUCAUUGGCAGCUGGUUCUUCUAAAUCAGAAUAUAUCAUUCAUAUAAGUCCAUACCUGUCUUACAUAAGUGGUGCUGCAGCAGGAUGUGCAGCAACGGUUGGAUCAUAUCCAUUUGAUCUUGUUAGGACACUAUUAGCUUCACAAGGAGAGCCUAAGGUUCAUCCAAACAUGAGAUCGGCAUUUGUUGAUAUUUAUAAGAAUCGUGGCUUUAGAGGGUUGUAUGCUGGCUUAUCACCUACAUUGGUUGAAAUUAUUCCUUAUGCUGGCCUUCAGUUUGGAACGUAUGAUACAUUCAAGAGGUGGUGCAUGGUGUGGAACAGUUCAAGAUCUUCCAAUGCAAACCAAGCUGACAAUUAUAUUUCCAGCUUUCAGCUGUUCUUAUGUGGCCUAGCUGCUGGUACAUGUGCUAAAGCUGUCUGCCAUCCACUUGAUGUGGUCAAGAAGAGAUUCCAGAUAGAAGGACUACGACGACACCCUAAAUAUGGAGCUGUGCUUGAACCUCGAGCCUACACAAAUAUGGUUGACGCUCUUUAUCGAAUUUUGCAGAAGGAGGGUUGGGCUGGGCUCUACAAGGGUAUUGUCCCCUCAGUUGUAAAGGCUGCACCUGCUGGGGCCGUAACCUUUGUCACUUAUGAGAUUUUUUCAGAUUGGAUAGAAUCCUCUUUGACUUGAACAUGACCUGUUCCUUACCCUUAAACCUGUUUUUUUCUUCUUUUUUUUCUCUUUCUUAAGAAGUUCUAAUUUUUCUUUUAUAUAUAUCACAAUACCCCGAAUAAGGGGCUGUUUUAUAAUUUAGUUAUCCUCUCAUGGUA
This is a messenger RNA of Daucus carota subsp. sativus, 1399 nucleotides long. Its product is annotated as mitochondrial thiamine diphosphate carrier 2-like. The transcript is spliced from 8 exons. Gene Ontology annotation, cellular component: mitochondrial inner membrane. Gene Ontology annotation, molecular function: thiamine transmembrane transporter activity. NCBI's taxonomy places the organism in Eukaryota, Viridiplantae, Streptophyta, Magnoliopsida, Apiales, Apiaceae. Bases 270 to 1259 code for a protein of 329 amino acids. Gene Ontology annotation, biological process: thiamine pyrophosphate transmembrane transport. The record is from RefSeq and is a predicted model, not a curated record.